AAAAUAUUGUGAAAAAAGAAAGAGAAUUUACAAUGAGUAAAAUUUCCUUGAAAUUUCUGAAAGCGCAGAUGAAAAUUUUAUCAACCAUGUUUAUCCACGCUAGCCAAUAAGGUGUUACGGAGAUAAGAUAGCACGGAUUGACCAGUUUUAUAUUUAACGAAGGAAAAACGAAAAUUUAUGUAAAAACAUGCCAUCGGUAACAUUAAAAGAUGUGGAUCAGCAUAAGUUCGUGAAAGCCUUUGCAGCUUUCCUCAAAAAAACCGGCAAGAUGCGUGUGCCAGAGUGGGUAGAUAUUGUGAAGACAGCCAAAUUCAAAGAGUUAGCCCCCUACGAUCCUGAUUGGUAUUAUAUCAGGUGUGCAGCAUUGGUGCGUCACAUUUAUAUCCGUAGCCCAAUUGGGGUUGGUGCAGUUACCAAGAUUUUUGGUGGACGAAAACGCAACGGUACCCAUCCUAGCCAUUUUUGUCGAUCAGCGAGUGGUGUUGCGCGCAAAGCACUUCAAAGCUUAGAACAAUUGAAACUCAUUGAGAAAGCAUCUUCCGGUGGACGUAAAUUGACUAGUCAGGGACGCAGGGAUUUGGAUCGUAUUGCAGCACAGGUUAAAGCCAAGAGCAAAAAGCAGCUUAAGCUUCAAGAGACAAUUGUAAUUUAAUAUUUUUUCUCUAAUAAAAUUUAUAAGAAUGUAAAAUCA
Molecule: messenger RNA, 691 nt
Organism: Pogonomyrmex barbatus (red harvester ant)
Lineage: Eukaryota; Metazoa; Arthropoda; Insecta; Hymenoptera; Formicidae
Product: small ribosomal subunit protein eS19A-like
Biological process (GO): translation; ribosomal small subunit assembly
Cellular component (GO): ribosome; cytosolic small ribosomal subunit
Molecular function (GO): structural constituent of ribosome; RNA binding
Source: RefSeq, a predicted model, not a curated record